Messenger RNA from Spea bombifrons (plains spadefoot toad), 2777 nucleotides. It is a transcript of the gene HCN1, whose product is annotated as hyperpolarization activated cyclic nucleotide gated potassium channel 1. The record is from RefSeq and is a predicted model, not a curated record. Gene Ontology annotation, molecular function: voltage-gated potassium channel activity. The coding region runs from base 122 to 2647 and encodes 841 amino acids. Gene Ontology annotation, biological process: potassium ion transport; transmembrane transport. NCBI's taxonomy places the organism in Eukaryota, Metazoa, Chordata, Amphibia, Anura, Pelobatidae. Gene Ontology annotation, cellular component: membrane. The transcript is spliced from 8 exons.
CUGAGCUCUUGAAGGGCAUCAGAUGAGAGCAGGAGAGGUAUAGACAAGGAGCUCACUGAGCCCAGUCUGCUUCUCUCCCAUUGCCCCCGACAUCUCUGAGAUACACCCCGCUCUCCCGAGCAUGGAAAGCAAAUUAAACUCAUCAUCUAAUAGCAGGGAUGAAGGCAAUAACGUUUUCCAGGGGAAAGCUGAGAAAAGUCUGACUGCCAGCAGUUCCAGUGUGAAAGAUCAUGGAAACUCAGUGUGCUUCAAAGGGGAUGGCGAGGAUCCUGUGGUUGGCUUUGAAGAUGGAGAGGGGGGCACCAGGCAGUAUGGAUUCAUGCAGAGGCAAUUCAGCUCCUUGCUGCAGCCUGGAGUCAAUAAAUUCUCCCUUCGAAUGUUUGGAAGUCAAAAGGCAGUGGAAAAAGAGCAAGAAAGGGUUAAAACUGCAGGCGUUUGGAUCAUACAUCCCUAUAGUGAUUUCAGGUUUUAUUGGGACCUGAUAAUGCUCAUUAUGAUGGUCGGAAAUCUUGUCAUAAUUCCGGUCGGAAUAACCUUCUUCACAGAACAAACAACAACGCCGUGGAUUAUCUUCAACGUUGCGUCUGACACUGUUUUUUUAUUUGACUUAUUCAUGAAUUUUAGAACUGGGAUUGUCAUUGAAGACAAUUCUGAAAUAAUACUAGAUCCAAAAGUCAUAAAAAUGAGUUAUUUGAAGAGCUGGUUCGUAGUUGACUUUAUCUCAUCGAUUCCAGUGGAUUAUAUCUUUCUCAUUGUAGAGAAAGGGAUGGAUUCAGAAGUAUACAAGACUGCGCGAGCUCUACGCAUCGUGAGAUUUACAAAAAUCCUCAGUUUACUGCGUCUCCUAAGACUUUCAAGAUUAAUUCGAUACAUUCAUCAGUGGGAAGAGAUUUUUCACAUGACCUAUGACCUGGCCAGUGCUGUUGUCAGAAUAUUUAAUCUCAUUGGGAUGAUGCUGCUUCUCUGCCACUGGGAUGGCUGUCUUCAGUUUCUGGUCCCUCUCCUUCAGGAAUUCCCCCAAGAUUGUUGGGUAUCCUUAAACAACAUGGUUAAUGACUCCUGGGGAAAACAGUAUUCGUAUGCACUGUUCAAAGCCAUGAGCCAUAUGCUUUGCAUUGGCUACGGGGCUCGCGCGCCAGUCAGCAUGUCCGAUUUAUGGAUAACAAUGUUGAGUAUGAUCGUGGGUGCCACAUGCUACGCCAUGUUCGUUGGUCAUGCAACAGCCUUAAUCCAGUCUUUAGAUUCCUCACGUCGACAAUAUCAAGAAAAGUACAAGCAAGUAGAACAAUACAUGUCAUUUCACAAAUUGCCUUCUGACAUGAGACAGAAGAUACAUGACUAUUAUGAGCACCGAUAUCAAGGGAAGAUAUUUGAUGAGGACAACAUUCUGAAUGAGCUCAAUGAUCCAUUGAGAGAGGAAAUAGUGAACUUCAACUGUCGAAAACUUGUUGCUACAAUGCCCCUGUUUGCAAAUGCAGACCCCAAUUUUGUCACAGCCAUGUUAAGCAAAUUGAAGUUUGAAGUAUUUCAACCCGGAGAUUACAUAAUCCGUGAAGGAGCUGUGGGAAAAAAGAUGUAUUUUAUUCAACAUGGUGUUGCGGGCGUCAUAACGAAAUCCAGCAGAGAAAUGAAAUUAACCGAUGGAUCUUAUUUUGGAGAAAUCUGUCUUCUAACAAAAGGCCGCCGAACUGCAAGUGUCAGAGCGGAGACAUAUUGCCGUCUGUAUUCCCUUUCGGUGGAGAAUUUUAAUGAAGUACUGGAAGAGUAUCCAAUGAUGAGAAGGGCCUUUGAGACUGUGGCCAUUGAUAGACUAGACAGGAUAGGGAAGAAGAACUCAAUUCUUCAGCAAAGAUUUCAAAAGGACCUCAACACGGGAAUUUUCAACAAUCAGGAGAGCGAGAUACUGAAGCAGAUUGUGAAACAAGAUCGGGAGAUGGUGGAAGGGGUUCCUUCAGUUAGCUAUCAACAAAUACCAGCUCUUAAUUCUAGUACCACUUCAUCAUUAAGAAUGAGGACUCAAUCCCCACCUGUUUAUACUGCAAACAGCCUAUCUCAUGGAAAUCUCCAGUCUCCAACACCAAGCCCACAGACACCACAACAGGCUGCUAUGUUUUCACCUUCAUCUUUUACUGCCGUAGCCUGUAGUCCUUCUGUACAGAGUCCACUGGCAUGUCGGACAUUUCAGUAUAGCUCUCCUACUGCUUCACAGCUUUCAUUGAUACAGCAACAACAGCAGCAAACACCUGGAUCAACACCAAGUAAUGAAGUUCUUAAGAGUGCUCAAGCACUUCCGAACUCUAACCUAACACGAGAAGUGAGGCCUCUUUCAGCUUCACAGCCUUCUUUGCCCCAUGAGAUUUCCACUAUAGUGGCUAAACCACAUCCAACUGUUGGGGAAUCUUUGGCAUCCCUUCCACAGCCCAUAUCAAAUGUACAAGGUACAGGUACUCAGUCUGGAAACCGAAGCAAUGUCCCUCCAAGGGUUGCGCUCUUUCGCCAGAUGUCUUCAGGAGCGCUACCUCCUUCAAGAGCUGGAACACCAACACAACCCCAAACAGCGCUAGCUCCGAGCAAGGAUUCAUCCCCCGCCACCACAGCAACGACAGACACAGAUACAGAAAAACCACGAUAUACUUCAAAUUUAUGAUGCCUAUUAUGUGUAAACUCUGCCAGCACUAUAACAAACUUUAAAACUAUCUCAAAAACUGGUCCAACAUAUAGAUUCAUAGUACCUAAAAUGGAGACAUAUUUUAGAUGGCUUUACCAUGCAUAAAGAA